GCGCACUCCCAGGGAGCGCGCACAAGCAGGGUGCGGGGAGGCCAUUUAUAAAUGGCUGGAUGGGAGCAGUGCAGGAGCUGGUGGCCAUUUAUAAACAUCCUCCCACAUCCAUUGCCUGUGCGUGCUCCCUGGGAGGACACAGCGGAACACUGUGUGAGGUCACGAUCAUGUGAUCACUGAUUGGCCAAUCAAUGAUCACAUAAAUAGUAGUAAGCAAGAUGUCACUCCUGACAUCAUUGCUUACUACGUGUGAAAUCUGUGAAUGAUCACAGAGGUCACAUGGUACAAUGCUAU
Messenger RNA from Staurois parvus, 294 nucleotides. Lineage: Eukaryota; Metazoa; Chordata; Amphibia; Anura; Ranidae. The record is from the annotation of a GenBank genome assembly.